This is a messenger RNA of Nematocida homosporus, 927 nucleotides long. Its product is annotated as transcription initiation factor TFIIE subunit alpha. Gene Ontology annotation, cellular component: transcription factor TFIIE complex. The record is from RefSeq and is a predicted model, not a curated record. NCBI's taxonomy places the organism in Eukaryota, Fungi, Microsporidia. The transcript has a single exon. Gene Ontology annotation, biological process: transcription open complex formation at RNA polymerase II promoter; transcription initiation at RNA polymerase II promoter. The coding region runs from base 1 to 927 and encodes 308 amino acids.
AUGGAAGAGGUCCGGGGGAUAGUGGGUAGCUUGGUGCAACAAGUAACCAGAAUGUUUUAUGAGCCGCACCAUGUGGUAAUUAUGGACAUUAUGCUGCAACAUUUGGUUUUGGAUGAAGAGGAUUUAGCAGAUAAGAUGAAGUUGUUGCCGCGUGAGUUUAGUCGGAUGGCGGUUAAGUUGAAAGAUGAUAGAUUGUUAUCUUUUGAAACAAUUAGUGAUUUGAAAGAAGAUGGCCGGCAAGUAACUACUACUAAGUUCUUUUUGGACUUUAGGUUGAUUAGAGAUAUUGUGAAGUACAAGAUCUAUACGAUGACUCAGAAGUUGGAGAAGAAAAUGAGGGCUUCAGAAAGUGCGAUUGAUUUUGGGUGUUUAUCUUGUGGUACUUCUUAUUCUGUUUUGGAUGCUCAAUCUUACUUAUCAGUUGAUGAUUAUACGUUUAGGUGUCCUGAAUGUCAAGCUGAGUUACAUGAGAAGAAGGAGAGGAAUGUAGAUGAGAAAGAAUCGGCUUCAACGGUCUUUUCCUUGAUGAUGGAAGAGAUUGCACCGAUUAUUCAGCAGUUGAAAGAAAUUGACCGUUUGGGUAUUCCUGAGAUGUUAAGAGGGAAGAUCAUUCUUUCACAAGCGAGUGCGGAAGUGCCUAAGCUGACUAGUAAGUUUGCUGAUGAAGAGGAGGAAGAAGGAGAGGAAGAAGAAGGAUUGGAAGACCUUCCUGAUAGUCUAGGUAGUGGUAAGUCUAAAUCACCAGAGAUCUUGAUAGGUAUGGAAGAGAAGGAAGUAGAUAAGAAGGAAGCGAGUGAAAUUGAAGAGAUGAUUACGGUUAAUGGUGUACCUACUAAGUUCAAAGAUGUUACUGAAAGUGAUAAGGAACUUAUGAAUGAAGAGGAGUAUGAGAAGUACUUUGAGUUAUAUGAGAAAUGGGUAGGUUAA